UUAAACGAGUCCCUCGGAAGGUUGAGGCAGAAGUGUUUGUUGUUCAGUGUUUAAGGAUAUGCCAGUGUCAGCGCUUACCAUUUCUGUAACGGUUGUAAUCUGUGAGUCACAUUUCUUAGCUAGCUGAUUUCUAAGUCAUUUGUAUCUAUUUUGAGUGUUCGAAUCCAGCGCCUGUCUUUGUAACCACCAUGACUUCUGGUAUCUGCAAAUCAGCUGCCCUGGCCGUCUCGACACCCGAGCAUCUGCUAAGCAAAGUACCAACGCAGGCUGGAUUGUUAUUCAAAAAACAGGCGGUGAAGAGACACCACCACAAGCACAACCUCAAGCACCGCUAUGAGUUCUUGCAGACUUUGGGCAAAGGCACCUACGGCAAGGUGAAGAAGGCAAUCGACCGCUCGGGCCGUGCGGUGGCUAUCAAAUCUAUUCGGAAGGAUAAAAUUAAGGAUGAACUGGAUCUCAUUCAUAUUCGAAGAGAAAUUGAAAUUAUGUCUUCCCUUAACCAUCCAAAUAUUAUUAGUAUUUAUGAAGUGUUUGAAAAUAAAGACAAAAUUGUGAUUGUUAUGGAGUAUGCCAGCAAAGGAGACUUGUAUGACUACAUCAGUGAGAGACAAAGGCUGACGGAGCAAGAGGCUCGACAUUUCUUUCGACAGAUUGUGUCUGCAGUGUAUUAUUGUCAUAAGAACGGAAUUGUUCAUAGAGACCUGAAACUAGAAAACAUUCUUCUUGAUGCUAAUGGCAACAUUAAGAUUGCUGAUUUUGGCUUGUCUAAUCUCUUUCAACAUGACAAGUAUCUGCAGACAUUUUGUGGGAGCCCUCUUUACGCUUCUCCAGAAAUUGUGAAUGGUCGCCCUUAUAAAGGACCAGAGGUUGACAGCUGGUCUUUGGGUGUGCUGUUAUAUACAUUGGUUCAUGGUGCUAUGCCCUUUAAUGGACAGGACUACAAGGUUUUGGUGAACCAGAUUAGCAGUGGAGAAUACAAAGAGCCAACUAGCUCCUCUGAUGCAAGUGGUUUGAUACGAUGGAUGUUGAUGGUAAACCCAGAACGCAGAGCAACUAUUGAUGACAUUGCUAACCACUGGUGGGUGAACUGGGGCUACAAAACAUCCAUCUGUGAAACAGAGUCACAUUUGGCAGGGGAUUCUCCACUAGCAACUAUUGCAGAGUGGCUAAGGCGCUCCUCUCGUCCCCUUUUUGAAAACGGUUCAAAGGUCCGUUGUUUCUUCAAGCAGCAUACAUCUGGAUCAACUUUGGAGAGGCAGAGAUCACUGAAGAAGUCAAAGAAGGAGAAUGAUGUUUCCCAUACCCUGCAGGACACUACAGACCCAAAGUCUGCCUUAAAGCGGCCAAAGGGGAUUCUGAAGAAGAAAAGCAACUAUGAACCCAAACCUCAGAGUGGAAAUAUUCCCCUUGUAGUGGAACCUAAAAAGGAUAAUACUGUCCUGCCACCUACCAGUUCAGCUGUUUCACAAACUGUUUACCCCCCUGAAGGACGGAAUAAAAUGACUGAUGCAAAAACUCCAUCUGCACCCAAAAAAGGCAUUCUGAAGAAACCACAACUGAGAGAAUCUGGCUAUUACUCUUCCCUCGAACGUAGUGAAUCACAGGAAAUGCUGGACUAUGAUAAAGAUGAAGUCACAGACUCCAUUUUUGAGAAUGAGGAUGGCCCAGUUACAGAGACUUCCCAGCGAAAAGGCAUUUUAAAGCGAAAUGGAAAGUUUUCAUCAAGCUAUAAGGAUGCAAUAGAUGAUGCUGUGGGUAUGACCUUUGGACCUCUAGAUGAAUUUACCUUCAACAAAAGUGACCUGGCUCCACGCCGCACACACCCUUCCAGUGCCAUCAGUGAUGACAGCAUCUUAUCCACAGAGUCCUUUGACCAGCUAGACCUACCAAAACAGGUGCCCUGCCGCAGAAACAUGCGUGGCUGCAUAUCUGCAGAAAACUUGCUCCAAUUUGAUGAAAAUGAAAUGGACUAUAGGCCACGUCUCUGGAGCAUGCAAUGCUACCAGAGCCGUAUUGGGGAUAGUACCUUCUCCCUAACAGACUUUGACAAUGUAACCGAGGUCUACAAGAAGGCCAUGCAGAUCAAUGUAAAACUUGGCUGUGGAUUAGCAAGGUAAUAAAUUUGACUUUUGCAGGCAUGGCAUUACAAGCUCAGAUACCAUGUAUGUGAGUUGGUAUACUGUCAAUCACAUUUAUGUGGCAUGGCCUCCAAGCUGGACAUUUUGUAUUCCAUUUCCUUUUGGAGGAAAGCAUUUGUACAGCAGAGGCCCAUCUGUUGGCUCACCGUGCAGUUUGAGAGCAAACUGGGAAGCAUGAACGCCAAAGAUGUAUCGUGAGGAGGUAAAUGAGAGAAAGACAGCUCUCAUGAAAAGAAAUAAAGAAAUAAAGGCAUCGUGCAAUAAGGAACUAAUGUAUUGCUCCUGUAUUUACAGAUGCAUGAUUAAGACUGGAAACAUUUAUGCAAGAGUCUUGUCAAGAAGAAGCAGUACUGGUGGACCUUUAGUGUUUUAAUUGUAAAAACAGAAAUGUACUCCCUGUUUUAAUUGGGAAUUUAUAGUUUACAGUUGAAAUCUAAAUGGCUGGGAGGUGGGAACUGUGAUAUUUAUAGCUGGAAUUUUUGUACUGUCACUAUCAAAAUUUAUUUAAAGUGUGUGUUUUUGUCUGAGUAUCCAUGAUAUUCUUUCUUUUGCACUAUUCACCAUGAGUAAAGGCUGCUGUACUAAGCAAGUGAUGCAGAGAAAGAAACAGGAAGUGUGAUGGAAAGAGGAAGUAGAGUUGAGGGUCAGAGGCAAGUUGACGACUAAGUCGGAGAGAGGCAUGAACUCUUGGAAUUUUCCAAGAUGGAUAAAGAGGUGGUUACCAGUGGAAGAAAGGAACAAGAAAGUGUUAAAAAAAAAAAAUAAAUGCAGAAAGUAAAGAGGACUGAGAGGAGUGGUUCUAGAAUGUAAUGCUUUUAGAUGGUUUAACAGUCUACAGUACAGCAGCUAACAAUGGCUGUAACUAGGGAAUGCCUUCACUGCUGGGGCAGACUUUUAAAGAUGUUGGCCUUGGAUUUAAUUUACUAAAUAACAGACUUAUUGGCUUUGGAUCAUUGAACCGUAGUGUUAGACCUUCAGCUAGGCUGUUACUUUUGGAAAAUGUCUAUUUUUAAUUGUGAAUAAGAAAUGCAUUGCUGCUAGAUUAUAAUUCACUGAAGUCUGAACAUCUUAGCAUUUUAAACAAAGUUUUCUUAAACUUUCUGAAUUUGAGAUUGGCUUCAAAUUUAUUUUUAAAAAAGUAAAUCCAUUGGCAACAUCUUUUCUGUAGCCAUAUCUGUACUAAUGCUUGAACCAGCAGCACUUGAAAGAAGAAAAGAGAAUGAUACGAAAAUAAUCCACAUUUUUCACCUAAUCAUUAUGUGUCAAAUCAGGUUUCCGUAAUAUUAUGAUGAGAUAGAAGAAUGGCUGCUGUUCAGAAGGAAAGUCUUCUGCAGUAUUGUUAUGUCCUGACGAAGUACGACACUACAUUCACAUGACUGGAAUUCACCGAUCUUAUUUAAUGAUUUAAAAAAGUAACAUUUUUGUAUAUAUUGAGCUCUAAACAUGGGCAGUUUAUUUAUUAUUUUCUUUUCAGAAAUAUUUCUGAUUUAUUUAAUUUAAGUUGGAAGUACUGAGGAAUUGUUUUGUAUUCGAUCCUUUUAAUUUCCAAGACUGCUGAUAAAGUUGAAGUUGUGGAAAAAUUGGAUCGCUUGAAAUGAUUUAGGACUGUAAGGGGUAUCAGCUGCACUAUGUGCAGGAUGGGGUUGUUCAGGGUAACAAAAGUUUAAUGUUUUCUAAAUUUUUGUAUUCUUUUUUUACGGAUGUGGUCCACAUAGGUUCACAAAAUAAAAUAAAAUUUAAAAAUAA
Molecule: messenger RNA, 3884 nt
Organism: Protopterus annectens (West African lungfish)
Lineage: Eukaryota; Metazoa; Chordata; Ceratodontiformes; Protopteridae
Gene: NUAK2
Product: NUAK family kinase 2
Exons: 7
Coding region: 189-2117 (642 amino acids)
Biological process (GO): protein phosphorylation; intracellular signal transduction; microtubule cytoskeleton organization
Cellular component (GO): cytoplasm
Molecular function (GO): ATP binding; protein serine/threonine kinase activity; tau-protein kinase activity
Source: RefSeq, a predicted model, not a curated record